Molecule: messenger RNA, 4279 nt
Organism: Phoenix dactylifera (date palm)
Lineage: Eukaryota; Viridiplantae; Streptophyta; Magnoliopsida; Arecales; Arecaceae
Product: pentatricopeptide repeat-containing protein At4g21300-like
Biological process (GO): RNA modification
Molecular function (GO): protein binding; RNA binding
Source: RefSeq, a predicted model, not a curated record
GUUGUACAGAAAUCGUGUUUUAUGUCUGAAGGAAAAGUUUUUCACCACAGAAUUUAGAUAGUCUAUUUCAAUCGGUAAAGGAAUAAAAGAUGGCUCUUUUCCCAGCUGGUUUUCGAUUGUCAACAAGAAAAAUAUUUCCUUUGGUGCCCAUAAGAUUUCAUCCGAGGAAAGCAUCCGGAUUGCAUGAAGAGGAAUUGGCAUUUCAAGAACUCUAUACUGCAGAGAGGUUUGCUUCUUGUUUGCACUCAUGUUCAGACAUCAGAUCUCUUCGAAAGCUACAUGCCCACAUUUUAUCUCAUGGAUUUGGAGAUAACAUAUAUCUGGGGUCCAAGCUGUUGAAUUUGUAUGCUAGCUUUGGUGGGUUACCUGAAUCCCGAUGGGUAUUUCAUAAGAUCAUUAACAGAAACCUUUCUCUUUGGAAUUCAGCCAUCGUUGGGUAUUUUAGAGCUAGUUAUUUCGAGGAGGUUCUUUGUUUAUAUUUAAAUUUAAAGUUUCAGGGGAUUGGUAUUGACAGUUCAGCUGUUACAUUUGGUUUGAAGAGUUGUAUUAAGCUUGGGAAUGUAGAAUUUGGAAGAGGAAUUCAUGUGGAUGCUAUCAAGUUUGGUCUAAAUAAAGACAAAUUUGUUGGUUCUUCUCUUGUGGGAUUGUACUCUAGCUUCCAAUGUAUGGAGGAUGCACAGCAAGCAUUUGAAGAAAUCUUAGAUAAGGAUGUCGUUGCUUAUACAGCAAUGAUUACUGGGUAUGCACAACUGUCUGAAUUCCAUUUAUUUAAGGCAUUUGGAAUAGCUAGCGAUAUGCAGAGAGAAGGAUUGGAUGCUAACCGGGUGACGCUGGUGAGCUUACUCCAGGCGGCAGGGAAGUCUGAAGCACUCAAAGAAGGUCAGUCAGUCCAUUGUUAUGCCUUAAGGAGAGAAAUUGAUCAUGCAGAUGAAGUUUUCCAGACCAGUCUUGUAGAUAUGUAUGCUAGAUGUGGUGCUAGAACUACUGCAGCUUCUGUGUUGAGGAAAAUGGAAAGAAGAAGUGUUGCUUCAUGGAAUGCUUUGAUUGCUGGACUCAUUCAUUGUGGGCAGGUUUCUGAGGCUCUGAAAAUUUUCUCACUCAUGCAACAAGAAGGGAACAUAUCCCCUGAUUCAAUCACCUUAGCAAAUGUGAUUUCAGCUUGUUCUGAUUUGAAUUAUGCACACUUUGCCACAAGAAUCCAUGGUUACUUAAUCAGAAGAGAUAUUCCUCUUGAUAUAGUUUUGACUACUGCUCUUAUUGAAAUGUAUUCAAAAUGUGAUAAAACCACUAGAGCUAGGGAACUGUUUGAUCAGCUAAUUAUAAGAGAUGUGAUCUUAUAUAAUGUAAUGAUUUCUGGUUAUCUCCAAAAUGAUAUGGUCUAUGAGGCUACCAUUUUGUUUGGUGAAAUGGUUAAAGCAGGUGUCAGACCAAACUCUGCAACUGUGCUGAGUAUGCUGUCAACAUUUGCUGAUCUAGCGGACAUAAGAAGAGGCAGGUGGAUCCAUGGUUUUGUAGUCAGGUAUUGUCUCCAAACAGAUGUGGAUGUUUCCAAUCAGAUUCUACACAUGUAUGCAAAAUGUGGAUGCAUUGACAUUGCAAGGACAACUUUCAACUCAAUAGCAAAGAAAGACUUGGUCUCAUGGACAGCAAUGAUGAUGGGCUAUGUAAAUUAUGGUCAUGCUGAUGGAGCUCUAGCACUGUUUCAGCUAAUGCAACAAACUGGAGAGAAGCCUGAUACAGUGACUAUUACAACCCUGCUUCAAGCACUUUCCCAGCUUGGAUGUUUAGAACCAGUGAAGGAAAUCCACGGGUACCUAUACAGAACUUGUUUGGAAAAAGAUACUGCCACAAUGAAUUCAAUAAUAAAUACAUAUGGCAAGUGUGGAAGGCUAGAUACUUCAGAAGCUGUAUUCAAUAAUACAAAAGAAAGAGGACUGACCUCAUGGAACACAAUGAUCACAGCAUAUGGGAUGCAUGGGCGCUGCAAAAAGGUGCUUGAGCUGUUUAGUCAAAUGCAGAAGGAAAAUCUGAAGCCAGAUGAGUUAACAUUCACUUCAGUGCUUUCAGCUUGCAGCCAUGCUGGGUUUGUUGAAGAGGGUUGGCGUGUCUUCAAUUCCAUGAGUUAUGAGCAUUCCAUUAGUCCACAGGAAGAGCACUAUGGUUGCAUGGUUGAUCUACUGGGUCGGGCAGGUCAACUUGAAGAGGCAUACAACUUUGUGAAGUGCUCUCCUUUAAGAGAUAAGGCUAGUGCCUUGUGUGCUCUGCUUGCUGCUUGCAGAAUUCAUAGAAACACAAAACUUGGGGAGGUUAUUGGAAGUCAGCUCCUAGACCUAGAGCCCACGAACUCAGGCACAUACGCACUGGUUUCAAAUGUAUAUGCUCAGGCUGGCAAGUGGAGUGAAGCUGCAAACUUGAGAACCAUAGCUAGAGAAAGAGGGUUGAGAAAAAUUCCUGGUUAUAGUCUUAUAGAAUUAGAGGAACAUGUCUGUGGGAUAUGAAGCCCUUGAGAAAACAACUGUUAGAUCAAAACUGAGCAACCAUGCUGGAAUUUCCAUCAAAUGCAAAUUGACUGUCCUUUCGAUUUUGUAACAGAAAAGGUUGAGGUCUGCUUUCUCCAAGAAAUGAAGAGGAUCAGGUUGAGAAGGAAGCCUUUAUCUUUCUUCUUCUAUCAAAUUGUGUGAAAGAGGAAACUUGUUGAUAAGGAGGCCUCAGACGCUAAACCCGCACAUUUUAUUGUUCCAUGUUCAUGAUCCCUCAAACGCCUGAAGCUCGUGGAACAACACCAUCCAUUUCUGCAAUUGGGAGGGUGUCACAUGCAGCAGGAAGCACCAGCAGAGGGUCGCUGCCUUGGACCUCAGCUCUCGGGGAUUGGAGGGCUCUCUCUCCCCAUCCAUUAGAAACCUCACCUUCCGAUGUCAGAAACAACAGUUUCUUCAGCGAGAUCCCCCCGGAAUUAGGCCAUUUGCACCGGCUGAAACAUCUCAACCUGAGUUUCAAUCCAUUCCAAGGGGGAAUCCCUGUGAACCUGACUUACUGCUUUGAGCUACUAACUCUUGACUUGUCAAGCAACCGGCUCAACGACAAGAUUUCAGUGGACAUUGACUCCCUUAUAAAGCUUGGUGAACUGUAUCUUGUCGACAACAGCCUUACUGGAUUCAAUCCACCUUCAAUUGGUGACCUGUCAUGACUCACCAAACUCUCAAAUACAAUCAUCUGCAUGGUGGCAUUCUGAAGGAGAUUAGCCAGCUUACAAGCCUAGAAUAUCUUCGAGUGUCAUGUCAACAAUCUUACAGGUGCAAUCCUCAGCUUUACAAGGUGUCAUCAUUGAUUAGGUUUGUGGCCGCGUCUAAUGAUUUGCAAGGGAGCAUUCCACCUGACAUUGUCAUCACCCUUCCUAAUCUUCAGGGCCUUCUGUUGGGUGGUAACCACUUUGAUGGACACAUUCCUACUACACUAGCAAAUGCCUCAGGACUUCAUAUCAUAGACAUGGCAGAAAACAACUUGAGAGGAAGGGUGGCAUUGGACCUUGGAAGACUGGCAGGCCUACAACAUAUUAAUCUAGGAGAAAAUCAUCUCGAGGUGAAGAACACCAGGGAGUGGGAGUUCCUCGACCCUUUGACCAACUGCAGCCAAUUGGAAGUGCUUGUACUGGGUGACAAUAUGCUAGGAGGCAUGUUGCCCAACUCAAUAGGUAACCUUUCUUCACAUCUCCAAGUACUGAUGAUGGGAACAAAUAAAAUCUCAGGGAGAAUUCCCUAUGGAAUUGGAAACCUGGCCAACCUUGGAUCAAUUUAACAGGGCCUACUCCAGCUCUUCUAGAGGACUCGGACCGGUCGCAAAAGUUGACUCUUGUCUUUCAAUCAUCUGAAGGUGAAGUGCCAAUGAAGGGGGUCUUCAAAAAUGCAACUCAGGUUUCAGUCAAAGAAAAUAGUGGACUCUGUGGGGGUGUUCCAGAUUUGCACUUGCCCACAUGCCAAGGAAGAUCAUACAAAAAUAGAAAGUGGCCUCUACUGCUGAAAAUAGUGAUUCCAGUAGCUGGUGCAGUCUUGGGUGCGAUCCUUCUGUUCUCCUUUUUCAUCCUAAGGUAGAAAUGAAAGUCGAAAAAUAAUGCUACUAUUGUACCUCCAUUGCAAGACCAAUUCGAGUUUCUUACACUGAACUGGUUAGUGUAUGGAUUCUCUUCCACCAAUCUCAUUAGCAGAGGAGGGUAUUGUUCAGUGGGGAACCCACCAUUCAUUUCAUUAGGAAAAUGAAAUCGGAAACAAGGUGCUGCGAGAAA